AUGCGCACGAUUGACCUUGACCCACCGUCCAGCGUACUCUGCACUAGCACGUACACGCUUCACGUGCACGAUACGGCCGCGUCGUGGUCCAUUGACCGUGCCUUUAGCGACUUUGUCGUCCUCCGCACUUGCUUGCUCCAGCUACUGGAUGCUCAGGACGCGCUUGUCAGCAUGCACUUGCGCGCCCUGCGCUUCCCCCGAAAACUCUUUCACCGCUGGCCGCGCCAAUGGCCCAAGCUCUUGGCGUUUGUCCGUGCCGCCAACGCUCUCUGUGGCCAUGUCCCUGCGGCCGUUGCAGCCCUCGACGAUUUUCUUGGCGCCGACUUUAUCUGCGCGCCGGCACCCAAGGCCGCAGCAGCGACGCUGGUCCUCGCACGCUCGAGGCUUCUAUCGCUCUCGGAGCUCUACGCCUCGUCGUCGGACGAUGAGGAAAUCGACGACAUUGCAUUUGAGCUCGGGCUCUGGGGCUUGACGGCGGCGGAUGUGUGCUUGGUGCUCGACGUAUUGUUGCGGACGAUCGCCAAGGCGCGACUGGGCAUUCCAGGCGCCUACUUGAUGGCUGGCGGUGCGUUUGAACUGGAUGCGGUAGCGUUUGCCCGCCAUGUAUUGUCGCUCACGGACGUGGCUGCCGUGCAGGCGCUCCUUGCGGACGGUGUGCCCGACUGCCUCGUACGGCUUGCGCACCGGGUGUGGUACUUUGACUCGUAGUUAGCAAAACACCAAGACACGAUAAAAUGGCCACAAAGUAUUAUCGUACACUGGGCAAAUAAAUGAGACAGGACCAACGACUAAACCUA
This is a messenger RNA of Saprolegnia diclina VS20, 797 nucleotides long. RefSeq lists its product as hypothetical. The record is from RefSeq and is a predicted model, not a curated record. The transcript has 2 exons. Bases 1 to 708 code for a protein of 235 amino acids. Lineage: Eukaryota; Oomycota; Saprolegniomycetes; Saprolegniales; Saprolegniaceae.